This is a messenger RNA of Paramecium octaurelia, 5678 nucleotides long. NCBI's taxonomy places the organism in Eukaryota, Ciliophora, Oligohymenophorea, Peniculida, Parameciidae. The record is from the annotation of a GenBank genome assembly.
AUGCUUUUUUUCUUCUUUACCUUAAUUCAGGUGGUUAAUUCAGAAUGGAUAUUAAUCUAGAGUGACUUCUAUUAAGAAUAAAUAGUAGAAUAAGACAGUUGGGAUUCAUAUUGGAAAUGUUCGAAUUAAAAUAAUGAAGCAACACAAAAGAAGCAAUGUUUGACAAAUGAUUUAGAAUUUAUGAGAUUAUCUGAUACUAAAAGUAGACUUUAAAAAGAAUUUUAUUACCCUCACUAUUAACUUAGAAUAAUCACAGAUAUUAUAUAUAUUCGAUCAAAAAGUGGAAAUGAUUCUGCUUUUUAAAUUCGAAUAAUGGAUUCAUCAGGAUCAACGCAGCAGAUAUUUGAAAGGCUUUAUAAUGAAGGCUCUUUAAAACAAUACUAUAAAGUGUGUAAAUAAUAUUGCUCAUACAAUUGUACUUUAAAUAAUAGAAGUAUAGAAAUUAAGACCUUUAUUUCUGAUAAAAUAAACCAUUAAACUCCUAUCUUUACAAUUUCUUAUUGUUUGUAAUUUGAACAUGAAGAAAUGCGUAUUGGUUUAAGAAACAUUUUAAUUUAUGCUAAUUCUUGCCAUAUUUCAUGUGCCUCAUGUAACGGAGACACGAAGGAUAACUGUCUUACCUGUUACUAGGGAUCACCACAAGGAGGUGUUUGCUUAUGCGAUGAAGCUAAUAAAUAUACCCACAGGUUGAUUGGUUGUGUAGAAGAAUGCCCUAGAGACUAUUACAUGACAGACAGCUCAAAUUAUUGUUAAUUUGACCCAAGUAAUUAAAAUAAUAACUAUAGGAAUUUAAUCCAUGAUUAAAUAUUUUGAAAAUUCUAAUAUUAGUAAUGGAGAUUAAUUAGCUUACGAGCCAUGGAUAUAUGAACCAGAUCCAUUUCAUGUUAGCAAUUCAAAUAAUAUAUUUACUUGUUCUGGAUAAAAUUAAGUUGGACAAUUAACAUAUAGUUCAUCUAUGUAAUUGAAAUUGCCAAAAAAUGAAGGUUUAGUCUACCUAAGGAUUAGAGUAUCCUUCCACUUUUUUGGAUGGUAGCCAACUUCUGUAUUAAUGAUAACAGUAGAUUAAUAUUCUCAAAUGAGAAUAGAGAAGACUAUAGGCAAUUACACUAUAUUCAAUGGAAGGCUAAAUAAAUUUAAAAGCUUAAGUUGUUCAUCUAUGAAUUAUGAUUUUUUGAGAAUUGAAACUGUUUUAAAAACUUACACAACGACUCCUGUUAUUAAAUUUUAGGCUAUUUAAACACUUGAUAGUGAAUUUUGGAGUUUCAAUAAUUUAACUAUUGAUUAUGGAUUGUGUUAAAGUAAUUGUACAAAGUGUGAAUCUUUUUCUAAAUGCUAAAUUUGUUAAGUUAGUUUUCAAUUAUUUAGAGGAACAUGUGUGAAGGCGUGUCCUAUACACUCAUAAUUUAACAACGGUGUUUGUGAAGAUUAUGAAGAUCUUAUAGAUAGUAUGAAAUAUUGUUAAUUUUAGAUAGCAGAUAUUUAAUAAAAGCAUUUUAUGACAUGAACACUACUUUUGAAGAAGUUUCUAAAGUAGUUGAUAAUUUCACAGAUUUAAAUAACAAUAUAUAACCAUCUUUUACUGGAGCCAUUUAUUCUUUUGUCCCUGAAAAAUCAGUUUUAGGAGGAGUUUUAGUUUGGAGUUAGGGUUAAUUUUAAAAAACAUUUACAAACUUAAAGUCUCAUUAUUAAGUGAGUUUUAGAAUAAAUUUUACAUAUGGAGAUGAAAAUGUAGGUUGGUUUCAAUAUAAAUUGGACUCUUAUUAAUCUGGUUAAAUAAACAAACCAAACAAUGGGGGAAAAAAUUUAGUUGGAGGCGAUGGAGUUGAGACUACUGUUUUUCAUUAAUAUCAAUUUACUCAUACCUCAAAUCAAUUAGAUAUCAUAUUAUCAGCUGAUACAACAAAUACAAAUCUGGAUGAGGCAUUUAUGUACGUUUCAGAAUAUUUUGUUGUGGUCAAUUAUGUAUGAAUUAUCAAUAUGUAUAGUGUGUACCUUUUUGUUCUUCUUGCACAGGACCAACAAUAUCAGAUUGUGGAUCAUAUUCUGGAUAUAAUUUAACUCAUUAUUGCCGACCAGAUUAAUACCUCAAAUUUGAUAGUGUAUCUUAAAUCCACUCUUGUGAAGCAUGUAAUUAAAUAGGAUGUCUUGAAUGUGAAAGUGAAUCAGUUUGUACAAGAUGUGAAUUCUCAGAUAGUUUAUAAUUCUUUCUGGAUUAAGGUGAGUGCAUUUGUUAUCCAUCUCAAUAUUUAUCCACCAAUUAAUGUCUAAGUAAUAAUUUAUUUAGUAAUUAAGAAUGCAACCGAUAUUGUGAAAGUUGUUUUGGACCAAAUUAUGAUUAAUGUUAUUCUUGUAAUCCUGAUUUCUAUAGAUCAAUAAGUAAAUUUAAGUGCUAAUGUCUGGUUGGAUUUUUUGAUGAUGGAUAUAAUUUAGAGUGUGUACCAAUAUGUGGAGAUAAAUUGAUUGUAAAUGGAGAAGAUUGUGAUGAUGGAAAUAGCAAUCCAUUCGAUGGGUGUGAUCAAUGUAAAUACAAAUGUUAGGAUGAAUGCUAGAAUUGUCAUCAAGGUAAGUGUUAUUAAUGCAAAGAUGGAUUUACUUAUAAAUAAGGUACUUAUCAGUGUAUAGCAACAUGUGGAGACAAGAUGAUUUAAGGAGAUGAAUAAUGCGAUGAUGGUAAUAAUAAUGCAUUAGAUGGAUGUCAUCUUUGUAGGAUUGUAUGUGAUAUUCAUUGUAUUUAUUGUGAAAAUGGAUAAUGCCUCAAAUGUAAUGAAAAUAACGGAUGGUAUCUCAAUGCUUUCAAUCAUUGCCAAUAUAUUUGUGGAGAUGGAAUUAUCAAUAGAGAGUAUGAGUAAUGUGAUGACAAAAAUAACAAUCCAUUUGAUCUCUGUAAUCAAUGUCUUUUUGGAUGUUCUGAACACUGCAUUGCUUGUUAAAAUGGUGUAUGUUUAAAAUGCUAAGCAGGAUUUAGAUAUUUACAUCGAACUAAAUAGUGUUUACCUAUCUGCGGUGAUUCUCUGAUAGUAGGUUAUGAAUAAUGUGAAGAUGCACUUUCAGAAGUUAAUCAUUCUUGUAAUCAAUGCAAGUUUAAGUGUGAUAGUAAGUGUUUGCAAUGUGAAUAUAAUUAAUGUCUCUAAUGUGAAUAUGGAUAUUAAUUAAGAAAUAAUAAAUGUGAAGAGUAGUGUGGAGAUGGGAUAAAAGUAGGUGAUGAAGAAUGUGAAUACAUAGACAUUUAUUAAGUUGUCUCUACAGGUUGUUUAAAUUGCUAAUAAAAUUGUGGAAGUGGGUGUUUAAUAUGUACAAAGGGAAUAUGCGAACUUUGUAAAUAAGGAUACUUAAGAGAAUAAUUUAAAUGUAAACCUAUUUGUGGAGAUAUGAUUAUUGUUGAUCCUGAAGAAUGUGAUGAUGCAAAUAUGGAGCCAUAUGACAAAUGCCAUAUUUGUAAGCAUUCAUGUGUUCCUUAAUGUCUAACCUGUUCAUUUGGGGUAUGUACUGAAAUGGAAGAACCAAGCAUUGUUGUUGUAGAUCCAAUCGAAAUUGCUUGUCUUGAUUAUUGCAAGCAUUGUUAAAUAGAAAAUGUUUGCAUCAUUUGUGAGGAAUAUUUUCAAUUAAGUAAUUCCAUUUGCCUACCUAUUUGUGGUGAUGGCUUCAUCAUACCUGGUCUUGAACAGUGUGAAGAUGGAAACGACAUACCAUAUGAUGGUUGCUAUUAAUGCUAAUAUCAAUGUUCAUAAGGUUGCAUUGAAUGUGAAUAAUUCAAUAAAUGCAGAGAAUGUGACAACAAUUAAUUUUAAUUGGAUAAUCAAACUCAUAAAUGUGUUAUUAAGGAUGUUAUAAAUUAUAUCGAAGAGCUAGUACCUUCGCUUUUCUAAUUAAGCGAAAUAAGAUGUGAAAUUAAUUACUUACUAAUUGAUAAUGUUUGUAUUAAUUAAUGUGGUAAUGGAGAAUUAAAUACUGAAUUCGAAAUAUGUGAUGAUGGAAACUAAUUGGGAGGUGAUGGAUGCUCUCAAAAUUGUGUAAUUGAAGAUUCUUAUCAAUGUUAAAAUACUGAAGGAUAAUUAAGUUAAUGCACAUUCAUCAAUUCUCCUUAAUUCUUUUUAAAAGUACUCUCCGAAAAAGUAAAUUCAACACAAAUAGUUGAACUCACGUUCUCCUAAUAAGUAAAAUUAGAAAUCGAUUUAACACUUGAAGAUCUAGCUUAGUUUACUAUUACCCCUCUAACUAAUUAUGCCUUGACUAUUUAAUCAAUUUAGAAUCUAUCAACAAUACUUAAUUACCCUGUUUAUCAUAUUUAUGUUGAAUUCAAGUAACCUAUGUAGGAUCCUAUAUUUGAAAUUAAAAUAAGUAAAUCAACUAUCUUGAAUGAGUUUGAUCUAACUUUAUAAAAAUAUGAGAUGAAAAUUAGCCUUGGAAACCCUUUUAUAUUAACAGAAGAUACUUAAUAAAAGCUUUAAUCUGUUGUUAAGUUAAAUGAAGCUACUAUGUAUUCCCUGACAGCCAUUUCAGGUUUAGCCAUUGUUACAGGGAAUGUUGCAAUGUUUGUCAAUCUCUUAGACCUUUUGUAAUCAUUGUCUUAUCUAAGAUAUAUGUAAUAUCAAUUUCCACCCCAUUUAAUUGAAUUCUUAAAUACUUACACUAAAGUUUCACUUUAACCGAUCCUAGAUCAAUUAAAAAUAAAUGAAUUAUUUAUUAAAAUGAACGGAGGAACUUUACCCUUUUAAUAGAAAAUAAAUAAAAAGUAGAUCUAAACAAGCUCUUUGAAUUAAUUCUUUUUGAUGAAUGCUAAAAGUUGUUAUUUCUCACUCAUUACAUCCAUUUUUAUCUUUUUUGCUUGUUGCAUUGCAUCCUCAAAUUAAUUAAAUACAAUAUUCUAAAAUUUAUCUAAAAGAUUCAAAUAAAAUGGAAAGAUUCUAAAAAUUAUCAUUUUAUUUCAAAGGAAAGUGUAAUAGUCAGCUUUAAAGUUCAAGAAUGAAUAUUUUUCAUUAGGAAUUUUUAAUGUUUAUCAAGCAAUCCUUCAUCAAUUUGUAUUUAGUUCAUUUUUGUAAUUUCCAGAUUAUAACUUUAAUUCUCCCUUUUAAAUAUUCAAUAGUAUUAAUGCCAUAAUUAGUUUAUUGUUUAUUUCUGUUACAAGCUUAUGCUUAAUGUCAAUCACAUGUACACUAAUCAAAGAUAAACAAAAGUGGAAAUAUUUUUUAAAGGAUUCUAAGAUGGAAUUUUGGGCAGCUAAUUGUAAAUCAUUCCUCAUUUACAGAAUCAUUAUCUAUAUUUUUAUAAUAGUGAAGUUUAUUGACUAUCCACAAGUGCAAUCAUUAUUAUUAUCAAUGCAGUCUUUCUUUUAUUUAAUAUACUUGAUUAAGUUUGCACCUUUGCAAUCACCUUAUGAUUUAACAAAGUUAAAAUAUAGAGAAUUCUUUUUUAUGCUAAUUACAGGAUCUCUCUUAAUUUACACUUUUGAUUUUAGUUACGAUUAUUAAAUGCUAUUUGGAUGGAUUCAUAUUUCUAUGAUUUCAUUAUUAUUAAUUAUUAAUCUAGUAAUUGAUGUCUCAGAAUCUAUCAACAAGGCUAGAAUUAAUUAUGCAAAAUUAUAACAUAAAAAGCAAUUGCAAGAAUAAAAUAAUUAUUAUAAAAAUCCCCUUCAGAGACUUGUAUUUCAUUCAUGUAAUACUCCAAUUUAAAUAUAAUGA